Molecule: messenger RNA, 432 nt
Organism: Haemonchus placei
Lineage: Eukaryota; Metazoa; Nematoda; Chromadorea; Rhabditida; Trichostrongylidae
Source: the annotation of a GenBank genome assembly
AUGUCCGAGCCACCGAGCGAGAAGAUAACGCCUGACAAGGCUCUCUCUGUAGAUCCUGAUACUGCCUACUUCAAUGUAACCGGCGGCAAAUCUGACCACAUGCUUGUGAAUCUUGGAGAAACUCGUCUUGCAGUGAAGAUUCGCUGCAGCAAUAAUGCACUUUACCGAGUCUCGCCAAGUUCAAUGUUUAUCGAAGCUGGGCAGUGUCAAAAUCUUGUUGUUGUAAGACAAGCUGGCCCUGCUCGCUCAGACAAGCUCAUCCUACAAUUUCUGGAAUGUGACAAGGAUGUUGAAGACUGUAAAGAAUUUUUCAAGCAAGCGGACAAAAACGGCGCCAAACCCGAAACUCUUCGAAUAUCGCUAAAGAUGGUUGGCGACCAAGGGUAUCGUGUAAUUCCUUCGCGUGAAGUCACCGAUGAUGCCAUCUCUUAA